Messenger RNA from Xiphophorus maculatus (southern platyfish), 3702 nucleotides. It is a transcript of the gene brd8a, whose product is annotated as bromodomain containing 8. Gene Ontology annotation, molecular function: protein binding. The record is from RefSeq and is a predicted model, not a curated record. NCBI's taxonomy places the organism in Eukaryota, Metazoa, Chordata, Actinopteri, Cyprinodontiformes, Poeciliidae. Bases 397 to 2946 code for a protein of 849 amino acids. Gene Ontology annotation, cellular component: NuA4 histone acetyltransferase complex. The transcript is spliced from 20 exons.
AGGUGGGCGUGAAGGGACAGUUCACUGCUAGCUAGAAUGACAAAUAACCUUGUGAGUAGUGAGCUAAAAAAUCAGAGUGGGGCUGAAAGCAGCUCGGUAGCUGAGUUUCUGCAAAGGUUCUGGCGAAACUAAACCCUUUCCGCUCCUCCUAACUCAGUCAGCUGAACGCAGCUUUCGAGCUAGCUGGUCGGAGUCUCCAAGUUACAGCACAGAAGAACCGCAAGAAUGGGACGGUGAUUCAGCGAGCUAGCUAGGAGAGAGAGAGAGAGAGAGGGGGAAAAUCAGCCUGAACGCAACACAGACUGAUGUUAACGUCCACAGUUUGUCUGUAGGGCUGUGUCGUUUUCGGUCGCCGUUAGCCGUGUUUUAUCGCCGGGGUUUCCUCCAACAAGAUGUAUGGAAGGUCGGGAUGACAGGAAGAUGGCAAACGGGGUUGGAAAGCACAAGCUGCUUGUGAUUGGACCAACGGAGCCAUGGUCAGUGAGGGAGAAGCUGUGUUUGGCCACAUCUGUCAUGAAGAGCGGAGAUCAGAACUGCAGGGUGUCUGUCAGUCGAGCCAUCAAGCCGUUUGCAGAACCGGGCCGACCCCCAGACUGGUUCUCUCAGAAGCACUGUGCCUCCAAGUACUCUGAGCUCCUGGAAACAACAGAGGCCCCAAAGCGGAAGCGUGGUGAGAAGGGUGAAGUAGUGGAGACGGUGGAGGACGUGAUCGUACGCCGACUGACGGGCGAGAGGAUCGAGGAACUGAAGAAGCUGAUCAAAGAAACGCAGGAAACUCACAGGAAGCUGAAGAGAGAGGCUGAGCUGAUUCAGGCUGGACAUCUGGAUUCCAGGUUGGAGGAGUUAUGGGAAGACAUUCAGCUGAAGAGAAAGCAGGAGGAGGAGGAAGCGGACUUAAAAAGAAAAAACACAGAUGCUGCUUAUCAGGCCAGACAGGCAGCAAAGAGCCUGUCUAAACGGAUACCCAGCGUCACCAUGCAUUCGCCCUCAGCUAGUAGCUCCCCAAGGCAGGACGUCCCACCAGGUGACCAACUGGAGAGCGUGACGCUGGAUGGUCCACCGGCAAAAAAUUCUUCAGGAACAGCAGCAUCAGUAACAUUUUCCCAAACCCCUGGACCCGCUAACGAUGACAUCAGCCAUGGGGCAAUUCUGGAUGACCCCACUCAAAAAAAGCUCCUGAGCCAGAAAGCCACCCCACCACCGUCUCCGCUCCUCUCAGAGUUACUAAAGAAAGGCAGCAUUUUGGCAUCAAAUUCCAGACUGAUUGGAGAGAGUGACGGGUCGCCUAGUAACGUAUCAGGAUCACACGACUCACAGCUGCAUUCACCAUGUCAGCCUCUUUCUCAAGCAACAGGUGCGCCGAUGCUGUCCCGUCUUCUGGAGGCGGGUCCGACCCAGUUUUCCUCUCCGUUAGGUUUCAUGGUCGGUGCAGACUCCGCCUCCUGCGGUCCAGUCCCCGCACCUCAUUCUGCUUCCAUCGACCCGGCCGUGUCAGAGAGUACAGUGGUCGAUGUGAUGGCGCCAUCUGCACAUCCAAACUGCCAAGCUGACUCUGCACAGAGUAAAGUGGCAGAGCUCAGCGAGGAAGACGUGACCGCGUCCUACAUGGGAGACGAGCUGGACCUGAAGACAGUGGGGGACAUUAUCGCCAUCAUUGAAGACAAGGCGGAUGAGGCCGCGGAGGCACUGGAUGCUGCCGCCGUGGAAGCCGCCCUGUCCCUCUGCGAGGAGAACGACCACGCUCUGACUGCGGCCUGGGACGCCGGGCCUUUACAGCCCCAAGAACCGCACCCCACUCACCGGAUCCUGGAGGGCAGCGCAGAAGUGUCGCUCUCUUCUCUGUACUGCAGCCAAGAUAAAAAUCUGUCAGCGUUUCCCCUGGAACUGGAGAGCCGUCCUCCCUCUUCCUCGUGCGGCUCAAAGACUUUGGAGCACAGUGCCACACCUUCACAGUGCAGAGGAGCGAGCGAAGCAGAGGGAGAGGAAGGCUCAAGUAAACACAUUUCAAUGGAUGGUAGCACAGAUUGUGAAGGUGAAACGCAACCACCACAAAAACUGGAAAAAAACUUUGGAGUUUUAGCAGACUCAGUAUUAGAAGACAAACAAGAAUCAGACUGGGACUCCCAGGAGACCAAGGUAGAGGACGGACUCGGCGCAGAGGAAGGAGAGAACGUUUCGGGGUCAAAAGCGGACAGCGAGGUCACGGGACUGGAGCUGUGCGAGGAAGAGGAGGGCGACGGGGGGGAGGAGUUCUCAUCAGAACCCGACGGCGAAAUGGAGCUGGAACCUGCGGCCAGCGAGAGUGAGGACGGGUACAGCCUCCACACGGCAUCUUCGUCCCUCCAGCUCCACACCACAGCGGACUCUAUCCCCAGCAGCCCCGCAUCGUCACAGUUCUCGGUGUGCAGCGAGGACCUGGAAGCUCUGCAGGCUCACAAGAUUUGGAAGAAAGCCAUUAUGCUGGUGUGGCGAGCAGCAGCCAAUCAUAGGUAUGCAAAUGUCUUUCUUCAGCCAGUAACAGAUGAAAUUGCUCCAGGAUACCACAGUAUUGUUCACAGACCCAUGGACCUGGCCACCAUCAAAAAGAACAUCGAGACCGGCUUAAUACGGACCACCGCGGAGUUUCAGAGGGACAUCAUGCUGAUGUUUCAGAACGCGGUCAUGUACAACGGGCUGGACCACGACGUGUACCACAUGGCUCUGGAGAUGCAGCGUGACGUCCUGGAGCAGAUCCAACAGUUCCUGGCCACACAGCUCAUCAUGGAGACGUCUGAAUCCGGCAUCAGCGCCAAGAGCCUGAGGGGCCGCGACAGCACGCGCAGACAGGACUCCACUGACAAGGACACUGUCUCCAUGUCUUCGCCGGCCUUUCUCCUUUCUCUUUUUGACAGUGGCACCAGAGGGCGCCGUAGUGCCAUAGAGGCCGACCUCAAGAUGAAGAAGUGAAAUCCGUAAAGGAAAAUCUUGUCAGUUGAGUUUGUGAAGCAAAAAAAAAGAACAUGAAUGAGUGUAAAUCGACUGUCCUUGACUUGCUGUCCAGGAUGAUUGGACAGAGUGUAGCUUGGGAAGGCUCUGCUCUAAAGCAACCAUUCAGACAUGGAUUAUAUUCUGUAUAAUCCCAGAUCACUGUGGGGUAUUCUGUGUGACCAGGUCAAACCGUUCAUAGAUGUUACUGCAGAUCGCUUAGACUAAACCUGCUUCUUACAUUCAACCGCCUGGAACUUUAAAACCUUUCAAAUUCAAUUCGUCACAAUGUUUUAAUAGGUGUGGUCCAUACAUAAGGAUAUGAGUUACUCUUUGCCUGCAGUUGUGUUGAAAUUAAACCAGUUUAGUGUUUUUAAUUCAUCAACUGUGUGUGUGUGUGUGUUUUUUUUUUGUAAUAUAUAAAACCAAAGGUCAAAUAUUCUGGUUAAAGAUUUGCACCAUAAAGUUGCAGAGCAGAAGGGCACAUUUUUGCAUCUCAAACGCAUUUUGUGUAACAUUUCAUUUUUAGCCUCUUAAUUUUUUAUUUUUUUAUAUGAAUAUGGUUGUUAUGAUUGUGUAGGAUUGAUUUUUGCCUUUGUGAAAUUUUCUGUGAAACAGUUACGUACUCUUAUGAGAUUUGCUUGGAUUUAUGUUCAGUGUACCGAGAAGAUGACAUUAAUAUUUUUGUUUUGUGGACCAGAAAGCGUUACAACACAAUAAAAUUGUCCUUACAGCAAA